AUGAGCUUGUCUUCUCGUAACACGACAAGUCUCCACUAUUACGACGAAGACGUAUUGCAUUCAGUGAUUCUCGAAAAGACGCCAUCGCCGCCACCGAAGCCCCCGAGAGGUAUAAUGCGGAAAGGAGCACCUCUAAAACCACAGAGAAGCGCUCUCAGGAUCGAGCCCAUACAUAAUGGUUUGUCUUUUUUCAAGAAAAGAGUGUGAGCGAAAAAUUUUCAGAAAACAAGGAAAACGAAGUUCAGCCACAGACGCAAUUCAAAGCAAAGAACACGAUGGAGCAGAUGCAAUCUUAUUUCAAGAGGAGCAUAGCAGUGAUUCGUCGAUCAGAAGAGUUCACAGGAACAGAAGCUGCCGAUAUUCUGACGGCCUACAUAGAAAGCCACAAAAGCGAGUUUCCAGUCGAAAAUGUCGGGAGAAACAACGCUGUUCAGGUUUGUCUAAUGUCAAGUGUUUUGUAGUUCAAUCAAUUUUUCAGUUGCUCGAAAUCUGGAGACAACAGAAGGUCAUCAACUGUGUCGAUGUAAAUCAGAGAAGAUUCGUGGAUUCGGAACGUGCAUUCUAUCGUUUGGGAGGCGAAAACGAGCAUUGGUGGGUGAAAGAAACAUAGAAAACAUUACAUGAAAAAAUACUAUUACAGCUUGUACAUUGCCAGCUCACCGGCUCCGACACCAGUUUACGAAGACACCACGACCCUCUCCCGGUCAUCAAGCACUCGUCGCAACAACAGCUUCAAGAGACUUUUCUCCCCUCUUGUUCGCCGAAAUCGCUCGAGUUCGCGUGGUCGCGACAAGGACAGCACGAAGGACGGCUCUUCGAAUCUUUUGAAAUCCACGUGGAGUCUGUUCUCGUCUAGUGAAAAGCAAGAGAAGAAAGCGAAAAGAGCAGAGCAGCAGAUGAUAAAGGAGGAAGAGGCGGAGGUUUAUGAACUGGCGCUCUUCCACUUGCUUAGUCUAAUCGAAGUGGAGUUUCUGGAAGAUGUUGCACUUCCUGUUCAGGAUGCUAAGGUAAACUUUACAAAGAUGCGGGAUGUUUGAAAAACGCCGAACGUCGGAUUGAAAUUUCCGAACCGUCGACAACCCCUCCUGUGAAAAAGGAUAAAAAAAAUUUUCAAUAAAUGUUCAGGUAUCCUAGUGGGUUUUAAUGAGUGGAAACUGAACCAAUAUGACCAAAUAAGCGCUCAACUCAAAAGAAUUUGGCUCUAUUGCAUAAGACGAACUUAAUGUAUUUAGAAAAACGCGUCGUUCUUGACAUCAAUCAUGGAGAAGGUGGGAUUGGGAGUUAGUGAAGAGAGACUGGAUCCGCAGGAAGAGGACGAAAUGGAUCUUCUUAUAGAGACGCACCCAUUGAUCAGAGACGCCAGCCAAUGGUUCCAAAUGGCCCGCUGCUGUGCUCCGAUGCUCUAUCUGCAUAAGACGCCCGAAACGAGCACGAAAAUGCAACUUUUCCUGUGGUGCAAAGCAGCGCUCAUGGCUGUGUCCGCCCAACUCGAUAAAAUGACUCAAAACGGCGCGUCGCCGCUGUUCCCCGUCGAAUUUGCACCUCUGCUCACCAAAAUCUCCCAGCAGUUGAUCAAUGAUUUGGAAUCUGGAGAAAAACUGUUCACAGCUGUCAUGUAUAUAUUCCUGAUGGUCCCCCAUCCGCUUCGCAAAACGAUCGAUCAACUCAUUCAUUGGCUACAACUGACCAUGCGCACCGAUGCUGUCGAGGACCUCAGAAGUCCGUACUAUUUGGGCAGAAAAGAGCCACGUCAUAAGGAGAAUGUGAAGGUGAUCAUCGACGAACUACGGGCGUUCAUCUUCCCCAAAGGGUGCAUGACAAACGCUCAACAGGACAUUUUCAUCGAGGUAAUUAGAUUGUGAAUUUAUGUAUAACAAUGAAUAAUCUGUUAUCUUACAGACGCUCGUCGAUCUUCGAACGGACGGACGACUCGGAAAACGACCACUGCAGCUGGAGCAGUCGUUACGAGCAAAGUGCGUAAAAGGGACGACUGAAAGGCGGUCGCGGACAGAGAGAAAGUAUAGUGUGCAAGAUCAGUGUUGUCUGGUGUUGGAUGGCUCUCUCAGUUUGCAUGCCUCGUUUCUAUGUUGUUUUCAUCCGCACGUUCUCAAUUUGUAGACACAGCGCGACGGAGGGAGAGCUGACGCCCGUUCGAUUCACCGUCGCCCGCGAGCCGAUGCGUGGAAGAUCUCAAAAGAACAAGGACGGACUGACGGAGACAGAAGCGGCGUUAGUUCAGAUGAUCGAGGUGAGAAGGUUAUAAUAUCAGCAGAAGUCAUUUUCCCAUUUGCAGGCCUCCCUGGACGACAAAAAGAAGUCCUUGACGGACAAGAAGAAACAGCUGUCCAACUUUGCCAAGUGCUAUCCUGCCCUGUACAAACGCUUUUUCAAAGACAUGCUCUGA
Messenger RNA from Caenorhabditis sp. 36 PRJEB53466, 2404 nucleotides. The record is from the annotation of a GenBank genome assembly. NCBI's taxonomy places the organism in Eukaryota, Metazoa, Nematoda, Chromadorea, Rhabditida, Rhabditidae.